Auxenochlorella protothecoides is the source of this 801-nucleotide messenger RNA. Its product is annotated as 1,4-Dihydroxy-2-naphthoyl-CoA synthase, peroxisomal. Gene Ontology annotation, biological process: menaquinone biosynthetic process. NCBI's taxonomy places the organism in Eukaryota, Viridiplantae, Chlorophyta, Trebouxiophyceae, Chlorellales, Chlorellaceae. The transcript is spliced from 6 exons. Gene Ontology annotation, molecular function: 1,4-dihydroxy-2-naphthoyl-CoA synthase activity. Gene Ontology annotation, cellular component: cytosol. The coding region runs from base 1 to 801 and encodes 266 amino acids. The record is from RefSeq and is a predicted model, not a curated record.
AUGCAUGGACGGGGAUCACGGGCUCCUGCGGCAUGGACCUCCAUCCCCAUGGUGGCCGGCGUGCAGCUGAAGGAGACUCUGUACAAGAAGGCAGAUGGAGAGGGCAUCGCCAGGAUCAGCAUCAACCGCCCCAAGCGGCGCAAUGCCUUCACGCCCCUCACAGUGCACGAGAUGGGGCUGUGCCUCCGUGACGCACAGGACGAUCCAGCUGUCGGCGUCAUCAUCCUCACCGGUGGGAACCGGGCGGCGGCUGGCACCCUGUAUCCCUUUUGUCUCUGCAUUGCGCUGCGGCGCUGCCCAAAACCCGUGGUGGCCUCUGUGGCGGGCUAUGCGGUAGGCGGCGGCCACGUCCUCCACCUCCUCUGCGACCUCAGCAUCGCCGCCGACAACGCGGUCUUUGGCCAGACCGGGCCCAAGGUGGGCUCCUUUGACGCCGGGUACGGUGUCUCCCAUCUGGCCCGCGUGGUGGGCCAGAAGCGCGCGCGUGAGGUCUGGCUGCUGGCGCGCCUCUACCCGGCGCAGACAGCGCUGGAGUGGGGCCUGGUCAACGCCGUGGUGCCCCUGGACCAGCUGGAGGCCGAGACCCUGGCCUGGUGCCGGGAGAUCAUGGCCAACAGCCCGACCGCGCUGCGCGUGCUCAAGUCGGGGCUGAACGCCGACGAGGACGGCGCGGCGGGGAUGGCGCAGAUGGCGGGGGACGCCACGCUGCUCUUCUACCAGACCAAGGAGGCCAAGGAGGGCAAAGUGGCGUUCUUGGAGAAGAGGAAGCCAGACUUCUCCAAGUUCAAGCGAUUCCCAUGA